Paramecium sonneborni is the source of this 1032-nucleotide messenger RNA. NCBI's taxonomy places the organism in Eukaryota, Ciliophora, Oligohymenophorea, Peniculida, Parameciidae. The record is from the annotation of a GenBank genome assembly.
AUGAAUGCAUGUUAACUUGACACCACAGAAAAAAUUGUUUAGUUUACGAUUAGAAUGAUUGUCCUUUCCUUAGCAUUGUUAUCAACUUUAUUUGUUGGAAUCACUUGUUUAAAAAGUAAUAAAUAUAAAUAUUGGGUAUUCAAAUUACUUUUUGUAUAAUCAUUUGCUGAAUCUAUUGAUUUAAUUGGAGCAAUCUCUCUAUCAUUUUAAAGCUAAUGUUAUGAAAACUUAUGUAAAAUAAUUGGCUACAUUAUGCAUUCAUGUUGGCUUACGUCAUUUACUUGCUUGUUACUUUUAUUUUAUUUAUAUUAUUCUGCUCUUCAUGUAAGUAAUUAUUAUUAUCAAUUAGAUUAAUUCCAAAUACUAAAUUAUAACUAAUAACAUAAACAAAUUUAUCAUUGUUUCUAUUAUUUGGCCUUAUUUAUGGCUCUUAUAUCCAUUAUUAAGUAAUUACAUUGGUCCUACAGGAUGGGAUCUUUAUUAUUCAAAAGAAAUAUUCUAUCUCUUUUGUGGAUUUAAAGUAUAUUAUUCUUAAAAUUUUAGAAAAAUAAAAUUAUUUUCCUCAUCUUUUGGUCAAUACCUUUAUGGGUAAUACUUUCCUUAGUUUUAUUGUUAAGAAUCAAAGUAUCCUUUUAUAAAUUCAAUAGAUUAGAUCUCGAAUUAAAAAUCUAAUUUUUGAAGAAUAAAUAAGCACAGUUGAAUUAGAUAUUAUUAAAAAAGUAGCUAGUUUUUCAUCUAUUUAUAUAUUCUUUUGGUUGACAAAUUAGGUAGUGAAGUAAAUUUAUAUUUACAAUUUAGAUAUGUACAAUUACUUUAUUCGGGAUAUAUUGAAAAUAUCGUUCUUUAUAUGAUAUAUGUAAUUAUUUACUUACUUUUUGAAAUCCAUCUUGUCAUAAUUGCAAUCCUUUUUUAUAGAAAUUAUAAGUAAAUAUUGAAUCUAUGUCACUUAGUAAAGUUAUCGAUAUAUAAGCUAUUUGGUCAUUUAAGAAGUCUAAGAAUUUGUAGAAUUAGUAUCUAGAGUAAUUAUUUUGA